GAUAAAGCUUGGCAGAACAUCCCCCUGGGCUGAAGAGAGAAUCCACCCGGGAGAGCAAGACGGUUUUAUGAACUAGAAAUAAAUUCAGACGCAGCCCCGAGGACAUGGAAUUCUUCUGGAUCAGCUUCUUUCUGUCUUUGGCGGUGGCUCACGUCACCGGACUCCGCUGCUACUCUUGUGAAGGAGAUGAUUGCCAGGAAACCGAGGUCUGCAAAGAGCAUCAGGAGCAAUGUCGUACCACUGUCAUGACCCUGCAAGCCUUACCUAAGAUGUCUAGUUACAUUCUGAAAGGCUGUGACGUGGCUGGGAAGCCAAACAAUUCCUUGACACACUUCUCUGGCAAGUACACGGUGUUUCUGACGGAGGAGCACUGCAACGCUGACCUGUGCAACAGCAGAGCACCAAAUGAAAUGAGCACUCGUAUCGCUCGAGGCCGCCAGCGAAGCACCCUGGAUUGCUAUACCUGUGCUUCAUCUGAUAAGACCUGUUUCAAAACCACCCUUGUGCCAUUGCGCUGUGUCCUGCCCAGAGAAAGCUGUGUGGACAUCACGUCCUUUACCAUGCCAGAAGAGUUUCCAGCGGACGAAGAGCGCAUCAAAGGCUGCGGGCAGCUCUCCCAGUGCCAGGAGCCCCUGGGCUUCCACAAUCAGAACAGUUUCUACCUGAUCAAGUGCUGCAACACCAGCUGGUGCAAUAACGACGUGCAAGACUACAAGAGUAAGCCCCUGGCCCCAAAUGGGGUGUCGUGCUACAGUUGCGAGGGGAACUCCACCCACGGCUGCGCUCCAGAAAACGUCGCCAAAGUGCAGUGCCAGGGCCCCAUGACCCGGUGCCUAGAAGCCUCAGGCAUUCAUGGCAUCUCUGGAGAGCAGUCCGUCCUUAAGGGCUGCGCUUCCUCCUCCUGGUGCGACAGUCCCUACACCUCCGUCUACAAGAACCUGGGUGCCAUUCAAAGCCGCUGCUGCGCCGAGGAUCUCUGCAACGAUUGGAUCAAGGACGGGACACUGAAACCGUUGCCUCACAGCCAAGCCAGCCACAAAGUCACAGCCCAGCGAACGUUGCUUUCGACAUGUCUGCUGCUCUCCACGGCCCUUCUCCUCUCCUCGGAGAGAUCAUGACCGUCCACAAGAAGACUGGGGCUUAAUCUGAGCCGGGAUAUAACAGGGGCCCAGACAUGGAACCUGUUUCCCCCACGUCCAGUAUUUAAGUGCAGCUGUGAAGAAUCAUGUAACGUAAUAGCAGAGAGACUCUGAGUAUGCGCAGAGUGCGUUGUUUCCCCCCCCCCCCAUUUCAUGCCACCAAGGACCUGCAGCCGCUCCUGGAAGUCUGGGGAUGAACAGGCUGGCCUUCCGAGUCCAAGAGCACAAGAUUAGCCAUAAGCCCCAGAUCCUCCCUCUUUGAAAUUGGCCACUGACUGGGGCUACAGUCCUCUGCGGUCUCACAUGGCACCACUAACUUCUGAUGCAUAAGAUUGUGCAGUGAUUAAUGUAUUAAUUGAGAAAGGGAGGGAGGAGCGUCUAGUGGCUACAGAAAGUCAAGACUUGGGAUUCCUGGGUUCCGUUCUCAGUGAGGGGUUUGAAAAUGAAGGCCAAUGAAUAAAGGCAGGGGUGCUGGACACCCAUUCUGUUUGGACAUCCCUCAAAAACAUGUCUUAUCCUGCUGCUGAAUAGAAAUCCAAAAGCAGAAACGCCCCCAUCUUAUUAUUUAUUCUUAUUCAUUGCUAUGAAGGACUCUUUCUAUUUUAACUCUUCCUACGAACAAGGAUUUGGCGCCGGCACAGUCCCUACGCUACACGAAACCAUCAAGAGGACUAGAAACUCCAUUCUUUUUAGAUGUGGGGGAUCAUGCCAAGAAAUGUCCAGAUGCAUUUACUGUCCACCUCGGUUUUGCCUUCCUGAAAUUUGAUGAGAUGAUGUCUCCCUGUUAUUUUAUUAUCAUAUAAUUAUUUAUGUUAAUAAACUAUUUUU
This is a messenger RNA of Elgaria multicarinata webbii, 1967 nucleotides long. It is a transcript of the gene PLAUR, whose product is annotated as plasminogen activator, urokinase receptor. The record is from RefSeq and is a predicted model, not a curated record. NCBI's taxonomy places the organism in Eukaryota, Metazoa, Chordata, Lepidosauria, Squamata, Anguidae. Gene Ontology annotation, cellular component: plasma membrane. The coding region runs from base 105 to 1118 and encodes 337 amino acids. The transcript is spliced from 7 exons.